GAGCCACUGCCUGAAAACUGUACAAACAUAAUUGUAUCAUCAAGUAAUGAUAGCUGCAAUUGUCCUACGUGUGGAGACUGUGCAAUUAGUGGACAGUUUUAUAAGGAGAGUAACAGUUGUCCCAAGACAUGCUCUGAGCCUUAUCGUGUCUGUCCAUUAGAUACUUCUGGCUGUUCAUGUCCUAAUGGACAAUUAAUUGAUGAAGAAAAACUAACUUGUGUUGAACCUGAGGACUGCCCAAAAAUUGAUCCCUGCACUAUCCAGCCUUAUAAAGGACCUUGCAAUGGCCAGAUACAAAGAUACUUUUAUAACUCAACCAGUCAAAAGUGUGAAGUCUUUUAUUAUGGAGGAUGCCAUUCAAAUGGAAAUAACUUUUUCACUAAACAUGAUUGUGAAGAGAAAUGUAGUGCAUGUCCACCAACCUGUAGUCGGGAAUAUUGUGUCACCAAAAGAGGAGCUGUGUGCACUAUUGAUGAUAAAAGCAUUGGUAGCAAUGUAAAAUGUCCUAGAGGUUGCCUCAUUUCUAACUGUUGGGCUUGCUACUAUUCAUAUACAGCACUCCCUUAUCCUGUUCAGGCUUUCUCUUGUCCUGUUAACUGUCCACUUGAUGCUGAGGGUCAGUUGGAAAGCAAGUGCAUGCAGAACUGGGGUCACUGUGUCCUCAUUGCUUAUACUAAUAUAUACAAAGAAGUAUUGACACAUGAGAGGACUUCUGAUACUUUCAAGUGCUGGUCAUACCCUUGUUGACAUUACAAACAAUAAAAAUUGCCUCCUGAGUAUUACGUAGUGUUAGAUUUAGUGACUGUAGUUGCUAUAGUUAGUUAGACUUUUGAUUUUACAUAAUGAUCAUUUUUUU
Molecule: messenger RNA, 856 nt
Organism: Amphimedon queenslandica
Lineage: Eukaryota; Metazoa; Porifera; Demospongiae; Haplosclerida; Niphatidae
Exons: 6
Molecular function (GO): serine-type endopeptidase inhibitor activity
Source: RefSeq, a predicted model, not a curated record